Diaporthe citri is the source of this 1731-nucleotide messenger RNA. RefSeq lists its product as uncharacterized. The transcript is spliced from 3 exons. Gene Ontology annotation, molecular function: oxidoreductase activity; FAD binding. The record is from RefSeq and is a predicted model, not a curated record. Bases 1 to 1731 code for a protein of 576 amino acids. Lineage: Eukaryota; Fungi; Ascomycota; Sordariomycetes; Diaporthales; Diaporthaceae.
AUGAAGUCCGCAACCUUCGCCACAGCGGCGGCCAUGGCUGUCACGCCCUUCGCUGCUGCUGGGCUCAUCUCAGACCGUGCUCCUGCCGCCACUUGUCGUUGUCUCCCCGGCGAUGCCUGUUGGCCUGCGACAUCCUCAUGGGACAGUCUCAAUAGCACCGUUGGCGGCAAGCUCAUUGCUACCGUUCCCAUCGGCUCCGUGUGUCAUGACCCAACAUACGACGAGGCCGCCUGCACGGCUUUGCGCGACUCCUGGGUCCUUCCGCAGACACACUUUCCUUCGUCGUCCUCGGUGAUGCAGGCCUACUUCGCAAACCAGUCUUGCGAUCCCUUCACCGACCGGACUACGCCGUGUCGGCUGGGCAACUAUGUCAACUACGCCGUCGAGGUCACCUCUGCUCAGGACGUUGCGGAGACCGUCAAGUUUGCGCGCAACAACAAUAUUCGCUUUCUUGUCCGCAACACUGGUCAUGAUCAUCUUGGCCGAUCCACCGGUGCGGGAGCACUGGCUGCCUGGACCCACAAGCUCAAGGAGAUCACCGUGACUGAGUGGUCGGACGACCUGUGGAAAGGACCCGCCAUCAAAAUGGGCGCCGGCGUGCUCGGAUACGAAGUCACGGAAGCUGGGAAGACUGCCGGCCUUGUCGUUGUUGGCGGCGAGUGUCCUACUGUCGGCCCUGCUGGCGGAUACAUCCAGGGUGGCGGCCACUCCGCCCUGACGACUAACUUCGGCCUGGCUGCUGAUCAGACGCUCGAGUUCGAGGUCGUCACCGCCAACGGGUCGAUCGUUACUGCCUCUCGUACUCAGAAUGCCGACCUCUUCUGGGCUCUUAGUGGUGGCGGCCCUGGGACAUUCGGCGUUGUCACAUCGGUCACCGUUCGAGCUCACCCCGAGGCACCCAUCAUUGGAGGCGUUGGCUUGCAGACCGCAGCCUCUUACACUACCCAGGAAAAGUGGUGGCAAAUGCUGGACGCCUUCCACGGACUCCUCCCAGGCAUGACCGACCAAGGCGCAAUGGUAGUCUUCCUGUACGGGAGCUCCGUCUUUGCUAUCAACCCUCUUACGGCCUACAACAAGACCGCCCAGCAGGCACAGGCUAUCCUCAACCCAUUCCUUGACGUUCUUGCCAACCUGUCUAUCCCAUACUCCCUGUCUGCUACCAACUUCAGCAGCUACCGCGACCACUACAACCAGUGGAUGGGCCCUCUCCCUUACGGUCACGUCGAGGUCGAGUCUUACAACUUCGGUUCCCGCCUUGUACCACGCAACAUCCUCACAGACACAGCCUCCCGUGCUAAAUACAUCUCUGCCAUCCGUUAUGGCGCCGACAACGCUAGCGUUCUGGCAGCGGGAGUGGCCCUCAACGCCAGCGCUCCUGCUGGCGUCUCUAACGCCGUGAACCCGCACUUCCGCAACGCUGCGAUCCACGUGCAGUACUCUACGGCUUGGAGCAACGAUCCCGCGGACUGGGACAAGAUGCUUGCGGACCAGAAGCGCAUGACUGAUGAGAUCAUCCCGCCUAUCGAGGCGGCCACCCCAGGCAGCGGCAACUACGUCAACGAGGUCGACUUCAACAUUCCCGACUGGAAGGAGAAGUUCUUUGGCAGUAACUAUGGCCGCCUCCUCCAAAUAAAGCGCAGAUGGGACCCCGAGGGCGUGUUCUACGCGCUCAAGACGGUCGGCAGCGAUGCCUGGAAUGUUGCGGCUAAUGGCAGGAUGUGCCGCGCAUAA